Molecule: messenger RNA, 3846 nt
Organism: Dermacentor albipictus
Lineage: Eukaryota; Metazoa; Arthropoda; Arachnida; Ixodida; Ixodidae
Product: gastrula zinc finger protein XlCGF57.1-like
Biological process (GO): regulation of transcription by RNA polymerase II
Cellular component (GO): nucleus
Molecular function (GO): DNA-binding transcription factor activity, RNA polymerase II-specific; RNA polymerase II cis-regulatory region sequence-specific DNA binding
Source: RefSeq, a predicted model, not a curated record
UCAUGUUGUAGCGGAACGCUUGUACACACGAACAAGAAAAAGAGCGCGGGAAGAGGAGGAUCUUGUUUUUGCUCUGGCGGCAUCGCUCCAUCCAUUGCUUUAGUGCCGAUCCUUCUAAAUAGACGUCUCCCGCCUUGUAACAAUAUGUCAUGCGCGAAGCUUUGCAUCCGUGGUCGACAUUGUAAUAACACUAAUGCGGCAUAUUACACAACUUCUGCUGAUCUUAGUUGUGCCCGUCAAGAUAUAGGCCAUCUCUGCACCGUUUACAACAAUUAGCCGCAAGUGCUGAUUGCUGCUGGUUGGCUCAGUCCAGAAACAGGCCUCACAAAUGCGAUGAGCCUAGCUGAAAGCAUCACUGCCAAAAGGGUACGCCACGUCCCUUCAAAGGUCCUUGGUCAGGUCGAGGUUGGCAUGCAGCACAGCUUGCCUCUGGCUGACAAAUCUGUCGGCUGUUCGUUGAAACCAGGGAGCGAGUCUAGGAGCGUGCAGACUACGGAGGCUGUGGAACAGUUAAGCUCCACUUCAGCAUCAAGGACUUUAAUUUCUGCAUCAACUGCGAAAUGUGACAUCUCAAAGCAAGGAUGCUUCCACCGAUGUCAGCUAUGUGACUAUAAGACUGAUGAACUAUUUCUUCUGGAAGAACAUGCCAGCGUCCAUACUGGCGAGAAACUGUUUCAUUGCCCUUUAUGCCCUCAGAGCUUUCCACAGGAGCAGAGACUUAAAACCCACCUGCUCACCCACACAAUCAAGACGCCAUUUCAGUGCACUUCAUGCUUUCGGAGCUUCUCGGAUAAGGCUCACCUGAAAGACCACUUGCGCAUCCAUACGGAGGAGAAACCGUUUCAUUGCCUUUUAUGCCCUCAGAGCUUCUCACGAAAGUAUGACCUGAAAGUUCACCUGCGCACCCACACAGGCGAGAAGCCAUAUCAGUGCCCUUCAUGCUCUUGGGGCUUCUCAAAAAAAUAUCACCUGAAAGCACACCUGGUGACUCACACAAACGAGAAGCCAUAUCAGUGCCCUUCAUGCUCUCAGAGCUUCUCGCGAAAAACCUCCCUGAAAGACCACCUGUGCAGCCACACAACCGAGAAGCCAUAUCAGUGCCCUUCAUGCUCUCGGAGCUUCUCGCGAAAAACCUCCCUGAAAGACCACCUGCUCACCCACACAGGCGAGAAGCCAUAUGAAUGCCCGUCAUGCUCUCAACGCUUCUCGCGCAAGUCCUGCAUGAAAGCCCAUCUGCACACCCACACAGCAUCAAGACCUUUAAUUUCUGCAUCAACUGCCAAAUGUGACAACUCAAAGCAAGGAUGCUUCCACCGAUGUCAGCUAUGUGACUAUGAGACUGAUGAACUAUUUCUUCUGGAAGAACAUGCCAGCGACCAUACUGGCGAGAAACUGUUUCAUUGCCCUUUAUGCCAUCGGAGGUUUCCACAGAAGCAGAGACUGAAAACCCACCUGCUCACCCACACAAUCAAGACGCCAUUUCAGUGCACUUCAUGCUUUCGGAGCUUCUCGGAUAAGGCUCACCUGAAAGACCACUUGCGCAUCCAUACGGCGGAGAAACCGUUUCAUUGCCUUUUAUGCCCUCAGAGUUUCUCACGAAAGUAUGACCUGAAAGAUCACCUGCGCACCCACACAGGCGAGAAGCCAUAUCAGUGCCCUUCAUGCUCUCGGGGCUUCUCAAAAAAAUGUCACCUGAAAGCACACCUGGUGACUCACACAAACGAGAAGCCAUAUCAGUGCCCUUCAUGCUCUCGGAGCUUCUCGCGAAAAACCUCCCUGAAAGACCACCUGUGCAGCCACACAGGUGAGAAGCCAUAUCAGUGCCCUUCAUGCUCUCGGGGCUUCUCACGAAAGGGCUACCUGAAAAAGCACCUCCCCACUCACUCAGGCGAGAAGCCAUUUGAGUGCCCUUUAUGCUCCCAGGCAUUCUUACGAAAGUAUGACCUGAAAGCGCACCUGGUGACUCACACAACCGAGAAGCCAUUUGACUGCCCUUCAUGCUGUCAGACCUUCUCACGAAAGUAUGACCUGAAAGUUCACCUGCGCACCCACACAGGCGAGAAGCCAUAUCAGUGCCCUUCAUGCUCUCAGAGCUUCUCACACUGCAGCACCUUCAGGAAACACAUGAGGCGAGAAGCCAUUUCAGUGCCCACUCUACCUUCAGAGAUUCUCGUUCAGAAAUGCCCUAAAGAUACACCAUGCAGUGCAUUCAUACAGGUGACCGGCCAUAAAGUUGCACCGUCUCCUCCAGGUCCUCAUCACUUGAACGGACUUCAGAGAGCACAGCACCAUGGUGCUGUAAUGUAGGUCAACAAUCUUGUUGAACUAGAGUCUUAGUUACUUACUCUUAGAUUCUGUGCUGCAAGAUUAGACGGUCACACGUGCAACGAAACGACAAUAGGUCCAUUGAUAAAGCAUGUGCGUGUGAUGACGGUGAAAACAUACGGUCGUAACUUUUUUCUGAGUGGAUUCUAAUUUGGAAAUAUCCUUUAUGCGUUGAGGCGACCACACUACAGAAGCAUACUCUAAAACAGGUCUAAUUAGUGAUUUAUAGGCUGUAAGCUUGCACUCUUUAGUGCCUUGUUUUAAAGUUCGUUUUAGGCACCCUAAUUUUUGCAGCGCUUUAUAGCAGACUAUUGAUAUGAUUAUGCCAACUAAGGGUUGGCAUAACUAAGGUUAGGUUAGUUGUGAAAGUAAGUCCAAAGCAUUUGUACUUGUUAACUUCGUUAAUACUGUACCCUUGAGUGGCGUACGUGAAUUUUAGGGGCUGUUUCUUGUUAGUAAAAGUCAUUGCCACAGUUUUGCUGAAGGUAAUGUUUAUCUGUCAUGUGUUACUCCAGUCUGAAAAUGAUGAAAAUAUGUUGUUAAGCACUUUUUGAUCACGAAGAGUACGAAUGUUGGAAUAGAUCACGCAAUCAUCUGCGUAGAGAUAUUUUCACUUGUGUGUUUCUGGCUACUUCAAUAAUGUCAUUAACAUAUAUGAUGAAUAAGAGCGGCCCGAGAACUGAGCCCUGCAGCACCCGUGACAUUACCUGAGCUAUAGAAGAGGUUUUGCAAUUAAAAGUGACAGAUUGAAGUCGGAGGUGCAGGUAACCGGAUAUCUAGUCAAUUAGUUUAUUACCAGGAAAGAUUGCAGCAAGUUGUAGUAUUCAAUGGCUUACCCUGUGAAAUGCUUUUGAGUAGUCGAAAAAGAUGGCAUCAAGCUGACCGCGGUUAUUUAGUGAUAUGGCUAUGUCAUGCGUAAAUUCUAAUAAUUGUGCUGUAGAAAAUCCUGGUCGAAAACCAUGCUGCUGUGGGGACAGAAAGUUAUUUGCCGAUAAAUACUGAAUGAUGUGCUCGAGAAGUUUGCAACAUGUGGGCAGCUAGUGAUUAGCUGUUUGCUACCAGAAUUGAAGAUGGGAAUGAUGUUAGCUUGUUUCUAAACCUGGGGAACUCAGAGACGUCUCAAGAGAUUUGUUAAAUAUAACUGUCAAGUACCGGGCAUUCCCUUCAGAGUAUCGCUGUAAAUAUUUGUUUGGCCCUCCGUCAGCUCCAAAACUUUUUGUAGUAUCAAUUGUUAGUAAUAAGUUGUGAACACAAGCGUAAGUUAUAACGAGAGCAGGACGCUCUGGUAAAGUGUUGUUGAUGCAAAAAGGGGGACCGACGCCAUCGUCCUGACAAAAAACAGACUGAAAAUAAGCGUUGAAAGUUUUGGAAAUAAUCAGAGGAUCAGAGAAAGGGUGAUCGUUAAUGAUCAAUGAUGAAGUGUCAUGAGCAGCCGGAAGCACCGUUUUCAAAACAUCGAUGAGUUUUCUUUCAAGAAUGUUGAUAACAUGGUGUCGAAAUAAAAGUGUCUGGCUUUGUGCA